CUCCGCCCGUGAUUGGCUGCGAGAUCCGUGCUCCCGCCUGUGAUUGGCCGCUCGUUGUUUCCGGGGCUCCGCCGUGCGCUCACUGACGUUUCUGCUCGGUGUGCCCCGAGACAGACCGGAGAGAAUGGCUGCCAGUGGAGAGGUAGGGAAGCUGUCACAAGUACAAAAUGGGACGCCUCCAACGACCAACUACAACGGGGUAGAUGCUGUCCACGCCUGCAACCUCCUUCAGCAGCUCAAAGCCUUGUACGAUGAAGCACAGCUCACAGACAUUGUUGUAGAAGUGGACCAUGGCAAGACUUUCUCCUGUCACCGAAAUGUCCUUGCAGCCAUCAGUCCAUAUUUUAGGUCCAUGUUCACCAGUGGCCUUACAGAGAGCAGCCAGCGGGAGGUCAGAAUAGUUGGGGUGGAAUCGGAAUCCAUGCACCUUGUCUUAGACUACGCCUACACAUCCAGGGUUUUGCUCUCCGAGUCCAACGUCCAGGCCCUAUUCACUGCAGCCAGCAUUUUCCAGAUUCCUGCACUGCAGGACCAGUGUGCCCAGUUCAUGAUCAGCCGGCUUGACCCACAGAACUGUAUUGGGGUCUACAUGUUUGCUGAUGCCUACGGGCACCAGGAGCUGAGGGAACGCUCGCAGGACUACAUCCGCAAGAAGUUCCUUUGUGUGUCGUGGGAGCAAGAAUUCCUCCAGAUGACCAAGGAGCAGCUGGUCAGUAUUUUGAACAAUGAUGACCUCAACGUGGAGAAGGAAGAGCACGUCUACGAGAGCAUUGUACGCUGGCUGGAGCAUGAUCUACCCGGCCGCCAGGCCCACCUCGCUGAGGUUUUUUCCCAGUGCAUCCGUCUGCCCUUGCUGGAAGAGGCCUUCCUCAGUCGGAUACCUGCCCCCUUUGCUUGUGCCCUUUCCCUGUCUAAAGACCCUGCUGAGGCCAAAGCCCGCCUCACCGGCACCAAUGGAUGCCCACAGCGCCUGGGUAUGACUGCUUCUGAGAUGGUCAUCUGCUUUGACGCCGCUCACAAACACUCAGGGAAGAAGCAGACGGUGCCUUGCCUGGACACAGCCACAGGACGGGUGUUCAAGCUCUGCAAACCACCCAAUGAUCUCCGGGAGGUCGGUAUCUUGGUGUCCUCGGAGAACGACAUCUACAUCGCCGGCGGCUACCGACCGAGCAACAGUGAGGUGUCGAUAGACCACCGAGCAGAGAGUGACUUCUGGCAGUAUGAACAUGCAGGCAACCGGUGGCUUCCACGCGCCCCUCUGCUGAGAGCGAGGAUAGGCUGCAGGCUUGUGCACUGCUGUGGAAAGCUUUAUGCACUGGGAGGCAGAGUUUAUGAAGGUGAUGGUCGGAACGCGUUGAAGUCGGUAGAGUACUACGAUGCCAGGGACAACUGUUGGACAGCAGUCAGUCCCAUGCCCGUUGCCAUGGAGUUUCAUAGUGCUGUGGAGUACAAAGACCGAAUCUAUGUCCUCCAGGGUGAAUAUUUCUUCUGCUUUGAUCCCCGUAAGGACUACUGGAGUCAUCUGGCCCCUAUGAGUGUCCCUCGGAGUCAAGGCCUGGCUGCCUUGUACAAGAACUGCAUCUACUACAUUGCCGGCAUCUGCAGGAACCACCAGCGCACCUUCACCGUGGAGGUCUACGACAUUGAGAAGAACACUUGGAGCCGCAAGCGAGAUCUCCCCUUUGACCAAGCCACAAGCCCGUACAUCAAGGCCAUGCUGCUACAAGGCAAGCUACACCUGUUUGUGCGAGCCACACAGGUCAUGGUGGAGGAGCACGUGUUCCGCACCAGCCGAAAGAACUCCCUUUACCAGUACGACGACAAGGCAGACGCUUGGACCAAAGUCUAUGAGACACCGGACCGCCUCUGGGAUUUGGGUCGCCAUUUUGAAUGUGUGGUGGCCAAACUGUACCCACAAUGUCUCCAGAAAGUGCUUUGAGGUCGCUCAUUUUGCGAACCCAAUCUAUGAGGCAGACGGAGUAGUGUGGUCCUGCCUGCCUUGUGCCUGGUGUUACCCUGGGUUUGCACCACAAGGGUCAUUUUUGGUUAAGUCUUAAGUCGUUCAAACUUUAGUUUAACAUGAUCAAAAUGGGGGUGCUUUUAAAGAUUGCAGUAUUUUUUUUCUCCCAGACAGCACCAACUACCCAAACCGAUGCUUGUUUAACAAAAAACGUACAAUGAAUCAUAAGUGCAAUUAUCCUUUUUUUGCUUGUUGUUGAGCCAUUUUGUUCUCUUUUUUUGUUUUAGAUACAUAUAUAUAGGUAAGGAUUUUUGCAGAUGAAAAGCAUGCGAAUGAGGGUAUAGACAGGAUUAAAGUGCCCCCUUGCGAUGUGUCAGCAUAAAGUGAAAAUCUAUAUAUAUAAAUAACUAUAUAAACUAUAUAUUCAUACGGGUAAGAUGAGUACCAUAGCUCAUUAGUAGGUUGUUGGCUCUGAGGUUUGUGUGUUGUUUUUUUUCUUUCUAUUCUGUGCUCAAGUCUUAGUUUUAAAUUGGAAGUGUGCUUGUGAUUUACAUUACCCUAGUGUUUUUGAAGCUUGAAUAAUAUUUUUUAUGGCCCUCUCUUCUUUCAUGAACGUCAGUGUGUCAAACAAUACACUUUGUGUGGCUUCCAAGCUAUUUUUUUUUAAGUUUUGUUUGAGAUUCCAGUUGCAUGGGGGCUCAUAACUCCCGCUCUUUGAGUUGGAAUCCAUUUUGUGUCACAUGCAAAGACAACUUUAGUGAAAUGCUAGAAUACACAUUCUCCACAUUGGAGAAAUACGGACGGGGGGGUCAAAUUUGUGACAACACUAAGUGGAACGUUCAGACCAACUAACAGGCUUACCUCAGAAACUUCAGAGAUAUUUGAUUAGGAGAAAAGGGACAUUUCAGGCCAAUUGUGUUGAUGAAGCAACUGUGUGAAAAGCUCAGCAUUGAGCUCCGGUGAGGUUGUUUUUUCGACAUUGGAUUAUACAUUGAAAAAAGGUUGAAAGAGCCUUCCUCUUAAAUGCCAAAAAAGAAGAAGAAAGCAUUUGAGGUCUUGUUAAAGUUGAUCUGGACAUUGGAAAGAAUCUGUGGUAGCAAUAACUCAUGGAACUGUGAUUAGGCUGUAUUAUGCUAUAUUACCUUAGUCAAAGUGCAUUAAUUGUGUCGUCUGUCUCUGCUAGUGAAAAUCACAUGGGUUCCAAUAAUGAUUGUUUGGCUGUUGCAUGGGUGCAGGCUUGAAGCGAUGUGUCAUUUGGUGCAGAUUAUUAGGGAUGCCAAUGUGCCUGUGGCUAAGAAAAAGUGGCAUCGGAAUUGAAGAACAGUUCACCUUCUGAUGAGAAGCAUCUGAAAAGUCUUAACUCUGCGUUGCACUGAAUCACUCUCCACUUCAUCGGUCCUUAACUGCAAACUUUACCAAGCACCCUCAAACAGACUAUGAACACGAGGGUGGCCCCGGUUGUGUGCUCGUUCAUCUGCCGGCCGUGAAUCUGUCUUUACAUGCCAUCACACGGAGGACACUAACUGUUGGUGCUGCUUUUUUAUGUUUGUAUUUUUUCUUUUUCUUUUUUUGACAAUCUUGUAUAGAAGAAGUAAUACCACCACUGAGUGGCGUUCCCUGUCAAAGUGUGACGUUUUUCAAUGCCGUCAAUUUCCUCAUGCAGGUUCCUGUGUCAUCUUUGCACUACACAUUUCCCCUUGUAUCUCAUCUGAACAGAGUGCCCCUCUUGCAAAAGCAGGUUUUAGUAACCGUAUAGCAAUCAGCUGAAGAGAUUUACAUGGAAAUGAAUACUAGAAGAGUCGCAUUCAGAAAGGACUUGAGGAUAUAACUUCUCCAAGAGAAGAUCCACGGUUGACUGACUUUGAGCUGACUCUUAAAUUGACCCAGCUUGGAACAAUGCCCUCAAAACCGCCCUCAUCACUGGCGAGAGAAGGUUUGAGCUUCAUCCACAUGUCUGCAGACGGCCAUUUGAGAACCAGGAACGGAGAACUCUCAGGAUUUCUACUGAUACACAGUACUGUAUUUAAAUGUUUUUGUUGUGUAAUAUACUGUACUAUAGGUUUGCUGUACUUGCACAGUUUUUUAAAACUUCAGUUUCUUUUAUAACUUGAAAAAAAAAUAGAUGUGAUUUUUCUUUUUUGUUGUCUCCAGUGGCUGUCCCCCCCCCCCCUCUUAUGUAUUUACCUAUUUAGUUAUGGUAGAGUAAUCCUGCUCUGUUGAGAAAGAAAUGAUUAUCCACACGAGUGAUGCCUUUUUAUUUUUUCUCCCUCUCCUCUGUAGUACAAAAGCAUUUCUUUGUCACAUCACCGAAACGUAGUCAUUACAGAUCAAAUUUUUUUUUUGUCACGCCACUUCUCUGUUAAGUCGUGUCUCAAACACCAGUCAUGUGAUACAACAAGCUAUGAAACUCCUGUGUUCACGAGUCGGUGGCCUCGGGCUGCCGUACACAUAGCUUAUCCUGGUCAUCUACAUGCGUCACCUAUGGGUGCUAUUCCAUUGUGUUCGUCAUGCAUUUCCCUCCUCACUUUUGACCUCUGCUGGUUUUGUCCGUUUUGGGUUUUCGGGGUUGUUGUUGGUUGAGCUCAACUGUGAAAUUCACAUUGCACAUAAUUCCAAAAUAAAACUAUUAAAAAGUG
This is a messenger RNA of Scophthalmus maximus (turbot), 4596 nucleotides long. It is a transcript of the gene kbtbd8, whose product is annotated as kelch repeat and BTB (POZ) domain containing 8. The transcript has 5 exons. NCBI's taxonomy places the organism in Eukaryota, Metazoa, Chordata, Actinopteri, Pleuronectiformes, Scophthalmidae. The record is from RefSeq and is a predicted model, not a curated record. Bases 125 to 1939 code for a protein of 604 amino acids. Gene Ontology annotation, molecular function: protein binding.